AUGGCAGCAGAAAUUCAACAAUUUAUUAAAGAAGCUGUAGCUCAGGAUAAAGUUGUGAUAUUUUCGAAAUCUUAUUGUCCGUAUUGUACUUUAGCGAAAGAUGUUUUCAGUAAAGUGAAGCAGCCUUUUAAAGUAUAUGAGCUUAACGAGCGGGAGGAUGGAGACGCCAUUCAGAACAAUUUGUAUCAAAUCACUGGAGUUAGAACGGUACCGCAAGUGUUUAUAAAUGGCAACUGCGUUGGAGGUGGAUCCGAUGUAGAUAAAUUGUAUAAAACUGGCAAGUUGGAGCCUAUGCUGAUAGGAUAA
Leptosia nina is the source of this 306-nucleotide messenger RNA. The record is from the annotation of a GenBank genome assembly. Lineage: Eukaryota; Metazoa; Arthropoda; Insecta; Lepidoptera; Pieridae.